AUGGAGUUACUGUGGGGAAAAGACGUUGAUGAACUCUGCAUCACCUGCUCGACUGCAAAAUCAGUGGAAGCGUUCCAUGAAGAUAUAAAACAAAUAGAACAUGUUCUGAAGCUGCAAGAUAACUCCAAGACUGGAGUCCAAGUACGCAAAGCUGACAAUGCAAAGGAGGAAAAAAACAUUGCACACCGUUUGCUGUACCCAGACUCAGUUUUGUUCAAACGCUGGGGUGCAGAUUUAAGGGAAGAGGAGCAAACUCUUGCACAGAAUCUGUUCUUAAGUUAUGGGUAUAAUGUUUACCUCAGUGAUCGUCUACCUCUGGAUCGACCUAUCAGAGACACCAGAUCUCCCAGCUGUAAAAUGAAAACAUAUCCGAAAGACCUUCCAACACUCAGUGUUGUACUUAUAUUUAUGAAUGAAGCACUGUCAGUCAUCUUACGUGCAAUUACUAGUAUACUUAACAGAACACCUUCUCAUUUAUUGAAAGAAAUCAUCCUGGUAGAUGAUUACAGUUCAAAUGAUGAUCUGAAAGGACCUUUGGAAACGCACAUCAAAAAUUACAAUGUAAAGCAACCUGGAAUAAUGAAGAUCAUCAGACAUCAGAAAAGACAAGGCCUAACACAAGCCCGGAUUUCUGGCUGGGAGGCAUCAACUGCAGAUGUUGUUGCAAUUUUGGAUGCCCAUAUUGAAGUGAACAUGGCAUGGGCUGAACCUAUUUUGUCUCGACUAAAAGAAGAUCGCACUGUUAUAAUAUCACCGGUAUUUGACAAUAUUAAUUUUGAUGACUUGGAGCUUCUUCAGUAUUCAGUGGCUGCAGAUGGAUUUGACUGGGCACUCUGGUGCCUUUAUGAACCUUUACCAGCUGAAUGGUAUGCUCUGAAAGAUGAAACAGCUCCAGUCCAGAGCCCAUCUAUAAUGGGGAUUCUUGCUGCAGAUAGGAAAUUUCUGGGUGAGAUUGGUGUACUGGACAGUGGAAUGCACAUAUAUGGAGGAGAAAAUGUGGAACUUGGCCUGAGGGCCUGGCAGUGUGGAGGUAAAGUAGAAGUGCUGCCCUGUUCAAGAAUUGCUCAUUUGGAAAGAGCUCACAAGCCUUACUUGCCAGACUUGAGCAUCAUGGUGAAACGCAACGCCUUGCGGGUAGCUGAAGUGUGGAUGGAUGAAUACAAGUACAUGGUCUACUUUGCAUGGAAUCUUCCAAUUGAGAAUCCUGGAAUAGACUUUGGAGAUGUUUCUUCCAGAAAAGAGCUAAGGAAAAAACUGAACUGUAAAGGCUUUGACUGGUACAUAAAAAACAUUUACCCCAAUUUAAUAGUUCUUCCCAACAUUGUUGGCUAUGGAACAAUGAAAAACACAUUGAAAGAAGACUUCUGUAUUGAUCAAGGCCCUGUCCCUGGAAACACACCAAUUAUGUAUCCCUGUCAUGCAUACUCACCACAGCACAUCUUUUAUCACAGCACUGGAGAAAUGUAUGUAGGAGGUUUACAUGCCCGACGGAAUACAGUUGAUAGAUGCCUAACAGACCCUGGGGAUGGGGACCUGCCAGUUUUAGAGCAAUGUGACACAGCUGUGAAUAAAGGCCUGAAUUUGCACUGGGAUUUUAAGCAGGGAUCAGCUGUAACCAACAGGAGCACUAAAAGAUGCCUCGAAAUCACAGCAGAAAAUCCAGUUUCAUACAGACUUGUAAUGCGGACCUGCACAGGACAAAGGUGGAAUAUCCAACACACGGUUAAGGACUGGGGAAAGACAAAAGACCUGGAACAGAAGACACAGUACUCAAAGCAUUGA
Molecule: messenger RNA, 1782 nt
Organism: Pygoscelis adeliae (Adelie penguin)
Lineage: Eukaryota; Metazoa; Chordata; Aves; Sphenisciformes; Spheniscidae
Gene: GALNT8
Product: polypeptide N-acetylgalactosaminyltransferase 8
Exons: 11
Coding region: 1-1782 (593 amino acids)
Cellular component (GO): Golgi apparatus
Source: RefSeq, a predicted model, not a curated record